Molecule: messenger RNA, 2082 nt
Organism: Sycon ciliatum
Lineage: Eukaryota; Metazoa; Porifera; Calcarea; Leucosolenida; Sycettidae
Product: protein crumbs homolog 1-like
Exons: 4
Coding region: 342-1256 (304 amino acids)
Molecular function (GO): calcium ion binding
Source: RefSeq, a predicted model, not a curated record
AUAACUGUAGCGUUAAUUCGGAAUUUCAAUGCUACUCCAACAAAGGCAAGACGGACUAUUUCUGCCAAUGCCAAGCGGGGUUUGUAUACAAUGGAAACACAUGUGUCAGCACAAAAGUGUGUAAUCCUGAAAUACGCACCGCAGCAUGCAACAAGUACCCAGUGUGCCAGUUUAAUCAACAAUCCAGUGCGUAUGAAUGCAGCUGCAGAACAGGCCUCAAACUAGGCAGCCAUCUUUGUGAACUGGCGGACGAAUGUUCGGAGGGAACACACGCAUGUCACUUGAAUGCCAUAUGCCAGAACACUGAUGCCAACUACACAUGUACCUGCAAAUCAGGCUUUAUGGGUGAUGGGUUCUUUUGCGUUGUCGAUGGGUGCAGAGCUACAGUAUAUCCUUGUGGUGCCAACAGCAAUUGCGUCAGCACAAUUGGUGGCACAGUCUGUUUAUGCAAGACUGGUUACACGGCACCAUCGAUAUCGGGAGAACAAGACUGUGUCAAUGUUAAUGAAUGCCAAUCCCAGCCCUGUGACAACGGUUAUACAUGCCUGGAGACGAUCGGAUCCUUUUCGUGUGUGUGCGACGGUGAUACGCAGAUGAGCAAUGGAACACACUGCGUCGGAUUACCUUCCAACACAGGACAGUCGGAUGCGACGACCGACACUCCCAUCUCUGUUACCAUUGUUGCAGUAUAUGCGUGCCUAGGGGUGCUGUUCAUCGUGGCGUGCAUACUGGGUGUGCUUCUGUGCAAGUCUCGACGUGUGACGGAACACACCUUUCUGACAGCAUCUCUGACGUCUACCCAACCCCGUGAUGCAUACUCGAGUCAUGAGCUCCACUCCAAUCGCAUCGUCACCGGCCACUGUGAAGCCAGUCCUUGCGCUGUGGAGCCACCAGCCAUGGCCGCGGAGCUUCCAAUGGCCCCGAUCUCCUCCUCUUCAAACGAUUGCAAUGGUUGUGGUGAGAUAUAUGAUAGUCCCGAAGACUACUCUGAUCCGAUCGUCACCCGCCACUGUGAACCCAGUCGUUGCAUUGCGGAGCCACCAGCCACGGCCGAGCUUGCAAUGGCCCCGAUCUCCUCGUCAAACGAUGGCGAUGGUUGUGGUGCUGUAUAUGAUUGUCCGGAGGAGAUGGGCAACAUGGUCGACAAUGAUGCCUAUGGCGUUACGGAGGGGCUGAACAUGCCGACUCACUACUGUCCUGAUCAGGAGCAGGGCAGUGAGGCUCUGGCAGGGGACUUAGUCUAUGCAAAUAUGUAGUGGAUCCUUUGCCAUCGAAUGAUGGUCCCGAUUUGUCCGUGAAUCGGAUAUUGAACACAUGAUUCCUCAUCACUUUCAACUCACUGGUAGGGUAGAACAGAACAGGACACGGCGUUUCAAAACCAAGCCCAAUGCACCUCAAAACGCUUCAUAGCUUGCCUUGCCUCUCACUGCCACUUCCCAUGACACCAGAUCUAUAUAUUUUUCUAUGGUAUCUUCAAAACCUGAGGUUGCAAACAGUGUCAUUCCUCUUCCCCUCUAUACCUCUCUCUCUAUCUAUCUCCCUAUCUAUCUCUCACAUUCCUCUCUCUCCCUCCCUCUCAAUCUCUCUCUCUCUCUCUUCCUUUUCGCAGGCACACACUGUUGCCAAUAAACACUGGUGAUCAAUUGCGGCUCUCCUCCGAAUAAGCAAUUAACUGAUGAUGUUGUUUAUGACUGGUGAUGUCUUUUGUAAAUUGUGUUAGUAAUUUUUUUCUUUCAUGCCGUGGAAUGUCUCAGUGCUCCUUUUCAGUUUGUGCUAGAUUGUGCACGUCUGACUGUUCAAAAUCUGGUUUAGUUGGUGGACUCGAUUGCAUAACUUGUGCCAACAAUUUCCGAGUUACAAUUUUUUAGCGUUUUCGAUGCGUUUUUAUAUUUUUCAUCGUUACUUUUUGCUCCUAACAUUACAGUUCCAUCACAUUUAUUUCUUUGUCCAUCACCACAUUACAUACGUAACAUGUCGCUUCAGCUGAUUCUGUUUAUUGCCAUUCUAAAACUGAUGUCACCUCGCCGCCUGUUCCAUUUUUUUCGAUUUUUUUAUCACACCAACAGAAACAUUCCAUGUACC